AGCUUCACAUUUUUAGCCUUUGCGAUAGUAAUUAACCGUCAGCGUUCCUCUUCUUUCACAAUCCUUUUCAGGAAAAGUUUAUAUUAUACACCGAUCGGUGUAGUGACAAAGAAAAAAACAAUAAUAAAGGAAAAAUACAAUGUUUGGACCGGGUUCGGCACCAAUUGUAGUUCUCAGUCAGAACACGAAGCGCGACACCGGUAGAAAAGUACAGAGAGAGAAUAUCCAAGCGGGCAAGGCAAUUGCCGACGUCAUUAGAACAUGUUUGGGUCCUCAAGCCAUGUUGAAGAUGCUUAUGGAUCCAAUGGGUGGCAUCGUAAUGACAAAUGAUGGUAAUGCGAUUUUGCGCGAAAUCACUGUGCAGCAUCCUGCUGGAAAGUCUAUGAUAGAAAUUGCCAGGACUCAGGAUGAAGAGGUAGGGGAUGGUACCACUUCGGUGAUUGUUCUGUCAGGCGAGAUCUUGGCUACCGCCGAACCAUUCUUGGAACAAAACAUGCAUCCUACUGUCAUCAUAAGAGCGUAUCGUCAGGCUUUGGAAGAUAUGGUCAUAAUUCUCAAUGAAAAAGUCAGCAUCGAUUUAGAUUGCAAUGACAAAAGUAAACUAGUCCAAGUGAUAAAUUCCUGUACAGGUACUAAAUUUAUCAGACGUUGGUCCGAAUUGGCCUGUCAAAUCGCUUUGGAUGCUGUUCAUACCGUGAUGCUCGAGGAGAAUGGCAGAAGAGAGAUCGACAUUAAACGUUAUGCCAAGGUAGAGAAGAUACCCGGUGGUACGAUAGAGGACAGUACUGUUCUCAAGGGUGUGAUGAUCAAUAAGGAUGUGACACAUCCAAAAAUGAGACGUUACAUUAAAGAUCCGAGAAUAGUACUGCUGGAUUGUCCAUUGGAAUAUAAGAAGGGCGAAUCUCAGACGAAUAUAGAAAUAAUGAAGGAUGUUGAUUUCACAAAGAUUUUGGAACUAGAGGAGGAGUAUGUGAAAAAAGUAUGCGAGGAUGUUAUUUCAGUGAAACCGGAUGUCGUGAUAACAGAGAAAGGCAUAUCGGAUCUUGCUCAGCAUUACCUUGUGAAAGCCGGCAUAUCCGCGAUACGCAGGCUACGAAAGAGUGACAUUAACAGAAUUGCUCGCGCUUGUGGUGCUACCGUCGUCAAUCGCACCGAAGAACUCAAGGAAGAGGAUGUUGGGACGGGUGCUGGUCUUUUUGAAAUCAAGAAACUCGGUGAUGAUUAUUUCUGUUUUAUCACAGAAUGCAAAGAUCCUAAAGCUUGUACAAUCAUUCUGAGAGGUGCUAGCAAAGAUAUCUUGAAUGAGACUGAGAGAAAUUUGCAAGAUGCGUUGCAUGUUGCCAGAAAUCUUCUUGUCGAUCCAAAGCUCGUACCAGGUGGUGGAGCAGUGGAAAUGGCAGUAUCUCGACUCUUAACAGAAAAGGCGGCAGGACUUGCAGGUGUGGAACAAUGGCCAUACAAGGCGAUCGCACAAGCCUUGGAGAUCAUUCCCAGGACGCUAGCGCAGAAUUGUGGUGCAAAUACUAUCAGGACUCUAACAGCGUUGCGCGCUAAACAUGCAACAGAAGGAACUACUUGGGGCAUUGAUGGAGAAACGGGAAAAUUGGUCGACAUGAAGGAACGCGGUAUAUGGGAACCAUUGUCUGUAAAAUUACAAACGUAUAAAACGGCGAUCGAGACUGCUAUCCUGUUAUUGAGAAUAGAUGACAUUGUUUCCGGAAGUAAAAAGAAGAAAAAUGAGAAUGAAACUGGGCAACCGAGUCAAGUUACGGAGGAGUGUAUGAAAGAAUAAAUAUUUUCGAUAUCUAUUGAA
Acromyrmex echinatior (Panamanian leafcutter ant) is the source of this 1813-nucleotide messenger RNA. RefSeq names its product chaperonin containing TCP1 subunit 3 (gene CCT3). Gene Ontology annotation, molecular function: ATP-dependent protein folding chaperone; ATP binding; ATP hydrolysis activity. Lineage: Eukaryota; Metazoa; Arthropoda; Insecta; Hymenoptera; Formicidae. Gene Ontology annotation, biological process: protein folding. The record is from RefSeq and is a predicted model, not a curated record.